AUGAAGAGGAACAAUUUGAUGAAAGGUAAUUACACUUACACUUCAUCUACCAACAAGAGUCCAACAAAGGAGUCGUCCACCUAUGUUCUCAACUGCUAUAACAAGAACACCAUGGCCAAAGAAUUCAUUUGGGACUGCAACAACUCUCACAGUAAUGGUGAAUAUCAUGAUCAGGACUACAUGAAUGGCUUCCCAUGGCCACCAAGAUCAUACACAUGUAGCUUCUGUAGAAAGGAGUUCAAGUCUGCUCAGGCACUUGGUGGACACAUGAAUGUUCAUAGGAGGGAUAGAGCAAGGUUGAGACAGUCACCUCCAACUGAAGGUGGUCAAAGCCAUGUGCUGAACCUUAACCUUGAGCCUAACGCUAACCCUAACAACUCAACCUCAUCUUUGUCUUUACCAACAUCAUCUUCUCCACCUCUUAAGCCUGUCAGUUGCACAUUGCCCUUGUUUGUUUCUGCUACUCCUCCUCCAUUUUCUCCACCUUCUGCUUCACAUUCUUCUGAGUUGAAGAGAUGGGUUGUUGUGGAUGGUAUCCUAUUGAACCCUUUGAGCACAAAGAAUCCAGAGCCCACAAAGUCAAAGAUUGCAGAAUCUUUAUCAGCUGGGAUUGGAGAAUAUGAUCAUGCUUUUGGAAGAGAAGAUGGGUGUAAAAUGUUGAAGAAGGGUGAGAUUCUCAGGAUGGAUUUGGAGAUAGGUUUGCCGAAAAGCUAUGAUUUAGAUCUGGAGCUUCGUUUGGGUACUUACUCUUAG
This is a messenger RNA of Abrus precatorius (Indian licorice), 753 nucleotides long. Its product is annotated as transcriptional regulator SUPERMAN-like. The record is from RefSeq and is a predicted model, not a curated record. The coding region runs from base 1 to 753 and encodes 250 amino acids. NCBI's taxonomy places the organism in Eukaryota, Viridiplantae, Streptophyta, Magnoliopsida, Fabales, Fabaceae. The transcript has a single exon.